This is a messenger RNA of Liolophura sinensis, 2522 nucleotides long. RefSeq lists its product as uncharacterized. The coding region runs from base 12 to 806 and encodes 264 amino acids. The transcript is spliced from 6 exons. The record is from RefSeq and is a predicted model, not a curated record. NCBI's taxonomy places the organism in Eukaryota, Metazoa, Mollusca, Polyplacophora, Chitonida, Chitonidae.
UUGUAGCAAAAAUGUCUCAGCAAUCCUCAUGUGUGCAGGCAUCAGGGUCUGGUAGAAAAAGGAAGGAUUGCUCUGUGGGAAAUAACUCUGGUGUCACAGAGUCAAAGAGGAAUAAAUCAACAGGGCCCAAGAGUGUGAAGACUGAGCAAAGCAAAAAAGUGUACACAAAGAAAAUUGAUCCUGAACAGACUGAAGAAGAGGAGAUAAUCUUCACAGCCAACCUCCCGACUCGUAACAAACAGGGUAAACUAGUGUUUGAUGACUGGCUAGAGUUCCAGCCAGUUCUCACCCCAAAGGAAGUACUUCAGGCGGGAAGUUUUGGAGGGACAUAUUUCAGACCAAUCCAAUCUGGCAUUACAGGAAAGAAAUAUGACUCCAAAGUUUGGAAGGAAUUGCCCAGAGAUUGGCUAGAUCGUUUAAAUGUUCCCAAACAGGUUUGCUCAUCAUCUUAUGAUGAAAAUGUGAAUAAGUAUAAGGUGAAGUGUGGCGGAAGUUUACAGAUGUGGGAAGAAAGUGGCUGGAUACAUAAACAAGACCCUUAUGGAUGGUUCCAAUGGUAUUGCAGGUUUUAUCAGGGUCGACGUACUGCAGACGACGAGAGACAGAUUGGGCGCUGGUUACGUUGUGCUGGCAACAAGGGACGAUGGAGGAAUAAUCUGAUCAGCAAAUGUGUGAAGAGUGAUCGAAACUUCAAUGACACCUCUGUCUCCCCAGUGGUCAGGCAAACAUUGCAGCACUGGGCAUAUACAUUGACAGAGGCAGACUUCAAAGCACAUGCUAAAAUACUCAGAAAGAAAGGCCUGUAACUGUUACUGUUAUGUACAGUUAUAUACUUAUGUGUACAGGCCAACAUGUAUUUGUUAGAAAACAAGCAUUUUGCAGUAAAUGUCCCCUACCGGAUUGAUCCAUAAGAAUUUUGUCCAAACUGGGUAUAGGGGUCAGAAACUAAGAUUUGAUAUGUAACUUAUUAUGGUGAACUGCAGAAGUCCAAAUUUGUGCAAUAACGGUCAUAGUUUUCUCCAAAUUGCAGACAGCGGUCUGAAACUCAAACUGGAUCUACAUGGUUAAGUCAUGUACAAAGUUUCGAUUUAUUUAUUCAUAAUGUCAAUAUUUGUACACCACAACGGUUCAGAUACAACCCUGGGCACCGUUGCAGUCCAGCAAUUUCAAGUAUGCAUUCAAAAGGAAGAAUUCUGGGAUGCAAAUGGGGAAUAUUGCCUGCCCAAAAUGAGCAGUGCAUUCGUAAAGCAGAGGUAUGUAAGUAUAUGUAUGUCUGGGUUUUGACGUCGUACUGAACGAUUAUUGGUCGAUAAGGUGUGUGUACAUAUACUGUGUCUUCUUGUGGCUGGGCGAGUCCAUGCCGCCAAAUUGCUACCGCCACUGAUGCAUUAUGCCGAAGACACCAGACAUGACACCCCACUCAGUCACAUCAUACAGACUCCGGGCCAACCAGUCCUGUUCCCUGGCUCCAACAUCUCGGUGUAGCGCAAAGAGGUAGUUCACAAGCCCCGUGCGUAGUAGCAGACAGUGAUGUGUUUUACACGUCUUGCCGAGGCGGAAAAUGUUGAGCGAUCACUCGUUUUUGUUUUUAAAUUAUUUUUAUUGACAAUCGUCGAUUUGGAUCAGUGACAAGUUCUUGCAACUUACAUGCCCUUCUCCCUACAAAGAAUAUGCACAAAUUUUAUACGUCCGGCUACAAAGUAUUUUACAGGCGAUCACUUCCAUUACAAGCCACCACAAAAUCUCUUGUUUAACAGAUGGCAGAGAUUGCCAUGCGGGAUUCUAUGGUAAACUUUGUCCUAAUGGUUAGUUUGAAGCUGUCCGUAGUGAAUUGUACAUAAAAAUUGUUUGUGUCCAAAUCUAAAACCGAACAUAGUUGAGCUGAAUUUAAUUUCCAGUUCAAUGCAAAGAUGCCAGAGAGGUUCUGAACAGUUUGCAUUGCUGGAAGCCGUCAGCACUAUGCUUAACGGAUGUGUACGUGACGUGUGAAGACAUAUUGCUAACUAUCUGAAAACGUUUGAUCAUUUAAUAGCUUAUUAUAUAUUAAUAAGAUAAAUUAAAGAUUUCAGCCAGACUUUUAAUACGCAUUAGGUACGGGGUUACAGGUGCUGGUUCAAAAGAGAAGUCUGUUGAUUCCUUCGUUCUAACUGUUUGUUGGGCUUUGGUAAUCAAUGGUCGACACAGUUCACACAGUCUUGCCUUUCGCUGAAGACUUAAUUGUGUUCUAACAGUGUGACCCAUUCGUGUUAUAAUGGACGGCGUUAUUUUCCCGGGCGCUGUCGUUUCCCCCACCUAUAAAAUGUAUUCCAAAAUGACGUACAGGAGCAAAGUCGUAUCAAAAUGUGAUGUGAAAGUCAAUUUGACAAAAAUCCUGUUCUCUCCUUAUUAACAUGCAUAUACGUAAAAACAGGCUUUCUUUCUGACAGGCUGAGGGUGGAUGCAAUAUAGUUUAUGAAUUUGUUUACAGUUAUAUUUACAGAUAUAUUUGCAUGAUGCAUUGCCACCAAAUUUGUAACCAACAU